Molecule: messenger RNA, 3070 nt
Organism: Nanorana parkeri
Lineage: Eukaryota; Metazoa; Chordata; Amphibia; Anura; Dicroglossidae
Gene: PPP6R3
Product: protein phosphatase 6 regulatory subunit 3
Exons: 25
Coding region: 389-3070 (893 amino acids)
Cellular component (GO): cytosol; nucleus
Molecular function (GO): protein phosphatase regulator activity; protein phosphatase binding
Source: RefSeq, a predicted model, not a curated record
CGGCGCUGAUUGGUUGUUGCCUUCUCCUGAAGGAGGAGGGGGAGGUUUGGAAGAGUUGAUAUGUCCACCAUCUUGAAAAGUCGCUUAUAGUGCUGAGCAAUUUUCCCGCCUGACUGGAUUAGGUUGUUUUCCGAUAUCAGGAAAAUACUUUCCAGGAUAAAGGCCCAAAGAAAUUUUAUCUUUAAUGUAGUCCGGAUACCCUGUAAUGGGCCAGAAGCUGAAGGAGCAAAGCGUGGUUUUAUUUUCUUAAUAUUUAAAAUUUUGUUAACAGGCACCUGCUUUCUGUUGGAAUUUGAUGGACUAAUCUUUGCCUCCACCUGCCCCCGUUGACUGAGAAUUCCCUAAUGUCAUCUAGCUUCGGAGCAACAUUCUGACAUUUCGCAGUAACAUGUUUGCCGCACCAAGUAUGUUUUGGAAGUUCGACCUGCAUUCUUCAUCUCACAUAGACACCCUCUUAGACCGAGAUGAAGUGACACUAAAAGAGUUGAUGGAUGAGGAAGAUAUAUUGCAAGAAUGCAAGGCGCAGAAUCGUAAACUUGUGGAGUUUUUAUUAAAAUCGGAGUGCUUGGAAGACUUGGUGACCUAUAUUACGGAGGAGCCACCUCACGACAUGGAUGAGAAAAUGCGUUACAAGUAUCCCAAUUUGUCUUGUGAGUUAUUAACCUCAGAUGUAUCUCAGAUAAAUGACAGACUAGGAGAAGACGAAUCUCUACUCAAGAGGCUCUACUGCUUCCUUUUAAAUGACUCCCCAUUAAAUCCGCUGCUUGCUAGUUUCUUCAGCAAAGUGUUAAGCAUUUUAAUCAGCAGGAAGCCAGAACAGAUUGUAGCGUUUUUAAAGAAAAAAGAUGACUUUGUCGACUUGAUAAUAAAACAUAUAGGUACCUCUGCAAUUAUGGAUUUGCUGCUAAGACUUCUCACAUGUAUUGAGCCGCCACAGCUAAGGCAAGAUGUCUUGAAUUGGCUUAACGAAGAGAAGAUUAUCCAGAGACUUGUAGAGUUAGUGCACCCUUCUCAGGAUGAAGAUAGGCAUUCUAAUGCAUCACAGUCCCUUUGUGAGAUUAUACGCCUGAGCAGGGAUCAGUUGUUACAAGUGCAGAACAGCCCAGAACCAGACCCUCUCCUGGCCACGUUAGAAAAGCAAGAAAUUUUAGAGCAACUACUAUCAAAUAUAUUUUUGAAAGAGAGGAAUGAAUCUGCAAUUGUCAGUGCUAUCCAAAUAUUGCUGACUCUGCUAGAAACAAGGCGGCCAGCUUUUGAGGGUCAUAUUGACCUGUGUCCACCUGGUCUCAAUCACUCUGCAUUUUCAGUUAACAAAACAGUCUUGACUGCUAUUCAGGAAAGACUUCCGUCCUUUCACCAGCUACUCCUGGACCCUCCAAAAACUGAUGUCAUGAAGACAACAUGGGGAGUCCUAGAUCCUCCUGUAGGGAAUACUCGGUUACAUGUUAUCAGAUUAAUAGCAAGUUUACUACAGACCAAUACGCACAGCAUCAAUCUAGAGUUCAUUGAGCUAAACACUAUAGGAGUUAUUCUGGAUAUGUUUUUCAAAUACACAUGGAACAAUUUCCUUCAUACGCAAGUGGAAAUCUGCAUUGCCUUGAUUCUUGCUAGUCCUGGUGACAGUACAGACGGCUUGAUCAGCGAACAGAACUCUGCAGGAGAGCAUAUCUUAUUAAGACAUCUCUUUUUGAAAUGCCACUUAAUAGACCGAAUACUUGAAGCAUGGGCCUUGAAUGAAAAAAGACAGUCUGAAGGAGGGCGACGGUGUGGAUACAUGGGGCACUUGACAAGAAUCGCAAACUGCAUAGUUCACAGCAUUGAAAAGGGGCCAAACAGUACACUAGCACAUCAGCUUAUUAAAGAAUUGCCAACUGAAGCUCAGGAAAAAUGGGAGUCUUUCUGCACAAGUUCCUUAGGCGAAACAAACAAGAGGAACACUGUAGAUCUAGUCACAACACGACAUAUCCACUCCUCCAGCGAUGAUGAGAUAGAGUUUAAAGAUCCAGGCUUCUCACAAGAUUCUUCCAUUCAGCAGAUGCAACAAAUGACGUCCAAUUUUAUUGACCAGUUUGGCUUCAACGAUGAGAAGUUUGCCGACCAAGAUGACCUUGGGAAUGUCUCAUUUGAUCGUGUCUCAGACAUUAACUUCACACUCAACGCAAACGAAAGUGCGAACAUCGCUUUGUUUGAGGCGUGCUGCAAAGAAAGGAUACAGCAGUUUGAUGAUGGCGGGUCAGAUGAAGAAGAUAUUUGGGAGGAGAAGAAUCUCGCAUUCACCCAGGACACUCAAAGAAGAUCAAGCUCAGGAAGCACAGACAGCGAAGAGAGCACAGAUUCUGAGGAGGAGGACUCUGUUAAACAGGGAUUAUUUGAAUCAAGCACAGUCAACCAAGAAGAUAAAAUGGAGGUGGAUGCCAAUGAAGCAAGCAACUGGCCAGCAACUUUUGAUAUCCCAAUGGAAACUGCACAUGUAGCCGGUUUAGAUUCAGUGGGAUCUGAUGUGUGGAGCACAGAAGAGUCAUUGUCAACAAAAGAAACAGGCUGGGCCUCGUUUUCUGAAUUCACAUCUUCAGUUAGCUCAAAGGACACGGCAAGAAGUAAUUCUCCGGUUGAAAUGGAAACCAGCACAGAGCCAAUGGAUCCGCUGAGUGUUAAUACCUCUGCACAAACUGAAAUUACUGUUGCAAUGGAUGCCAGUUCUGAUGGAGAAGAGGAAGUGGAAAACUCCGAUCAGAUGACAGAAACAGUGAUGAAUGGAAGCAUGAAGGAAACCCUCAGCCUUACCGUAGAUGCAAAAACAGAGACCGCGGUUUUUAAAAGAGUGUUGAAAUCCUAUUGGUAUGUAUCUCUUGUAUACUGUGCAGGUUUUUCAUACAUUCCCUUUUUUAUACCGGAUCUCCCUUCAAUAUGUUUUACCUCCCCACAUUUUUUUUUAAUUUUUUUUUUUUAUUUAAAACAGUCCAUGGAACAUGCAAUUUUUGUGUUUUCUGAGAAAUCUGAGCUGUAUAUCUGCAUUCACAUUUUGCUGGCAGUUUACAUGAAGGCUCAGUACAAGCAAUACCGUACAUAA